Fragaria vesca subsp. vesca is the source of this 2679-nucleotide messenger RNA. Its product is annotated as pentatricopeptide repeat-containing protein At1g74600, chloroplastic-like. The transcript has a single exon. Gene Ontology annotation, molecular function: protein binding; RNA binding. The coding region runs from base 1 to 2679 and encodes 892 amino acids. The record is from RefSeq and is a predicted model, not a curated record. Gene Ontology annotation, biological process: RNA modification. NCBI's taxonomy places the organism in Eukaryota, Viridiplantae, Streptophyta, Magnoliopsida, Rosales, Rosaceae.
AUGAAAUCUCUCCUCAAUCCAAAAACCCAUUUCAAAAUCUCACUCUCCUCUCUCAAUUUCAUAUCCUCCCUCGCCUAUGUCGAAAACCCACCUUAUCCCCAAACCGAAAACCUCAAAAUUCCCAGUGUUUUUGACCCCUUCAAAUUCUUCAGUGACUACACAACUUCAAUCAACUGCACUAUUCGAAACACCAGAAUCUUACAUGCCCACCUUCUCAGACUCCAUUUUCUACUCUCCAAUGUCUCCAUUUCCAAUUCAUUACUUGACUGUUACUGUCGAUCUGCUGCCAUGGAAGAUGCACUCCACCUGUUCGAUGUAAUUCCUCAGAGAAAUGUUAUCUCUUGGAAUUUCAUGGUUUCGGGUUAUAACCGGAACUCGGUGUAUGAGAGAUCAUGGGGAGUGUUCUGCAGGAUGCAUUGUUCGGGGUUUGAGCCGGAUGAGUUUACUUAUGGGAGUGUUCUUUCGGCUUGCGCUGCGUUGCGAGCUCCUGGUUUGGGUAAGCAGGUUUACUCGCUCGCGACGAAAAAUGGGUUCUUUUCUAAUGACUAUGUUCGGUCUGGAAUGAUAGACUUGUUUGCGAAAAAUGGUAGCUUUGAGGAUGCUUUGAGGGUGUUUUGUGAUGUUUCGUGUCGGAAUGUGGUGAUUUGGAAUGCUCUUAUCUCCGGGGCUGUGAGAAAUGGAGAGAACAGAGUUGCGUUGGAAAUUUUUCGGCAAAUGUGUUGUGGGUUUGUGUUGCCGAGUAACUUUACGUUUUCUAGUGUCUUGACUGCCUGUGCUGCACUUGAAGAGAUUGGGAUUGGGAAAAGUGUUCACGGGUGGGUGAUUAAGUGUGGUGCAGAAGAUGUGUUUGUUGGGACUGCUAUUGUGGAUUUAUAUGCCAAAUGUGGAAAGAUGAAUGAAGCUGUCAAGGAAUUUUUCGGUAUGCCAACAUGUAAUGUGGUCUCUUGGACUGCCAUCAUUUCUGGUUUUGUAAGCAAGGAAGAUUCUAUUUCUGCUGUCAAAUUUUUCAGAGAAAUGAGAAGAAUGGGAGAGGAAAUAAAUAAGUUUACUGUUACUAGCAUACUCACUGCAUGUGCUAAACCAUCCAUGAGUGAAGAGGCAAACCAAAUCCAUUCACUGAUAUUGAAAUCCGGACUGUAUUUAGCUCCAGUAGUUGGGUCUGCUUUAAUUAAUGCGUAUUCAAAAAUAGGAGCAGUUGAUUUAUCUGAGAUGGUGUUCAGGGAGACGGAAACUGUAAAAGAUCCUGGUACAUGGGCUGCAAUGAUAUCUUCUUAUGCGCAGAAUCAAAAUCCUGGAAGGGCAACUCGAGUUUUUCAGAGAAUGUUACAGGAAGGUGUGCUACCAGAUAAGUUUUCUACUUCUAGUGUCUUGAGUAUUAUAGACUUUUUAGUUGCAGGGAGACAGAUCCAUAGCUACAUUCUCAAAGUUGGGUUGGUCACAGACAGUUCUGUUGGUAGUUCUCUUUCCACAAUGUAUUCGAAAUGUGAUAGUCUAGAGGAAUCUUACAAGGCAUUUCAGCAAAUUCGUGAAAAAGACAGUGUUUCAUGGGCCUCAAUGAUUGCUGGUUUUUCAGAACAUGGCUUUGCAGAUCAAGCCCUUCAGUUAUAUCGAGAGAUGCCAUAUAAAGAAAUUAAACCCGAUCAGAUGAUUUUAGCUGCAAUUUUAAAUGCAUGCUCUGCUUCUCGUUCCCUACUGAUUGGUAAGGAAAUUCAUGGUCAUGCUCUCCGUGCUGGAGUUGGAAGAGAUGUAGUCGUUGGUGGUGCAAUUGUGAACAUGUACUCAAAAUGCACUGCUCUAGAACUGGCUAGGAGGGUGUUCGAUAUGCUUCCUCAAAAAGAUGAAGUUGCAUGCUCUUCACUGGUUUCAGGUUAUGCCCAAAAUGGGUGCAUUGAAGAGGCACUUUUGCUAUUCAAUUAUAUGCUGACGGCUGAUUUGACCAUUGAUUCCUUCACAAUUUCAUCCAUUCUUGGGGUCAUUGCAGUUGUGAAUAAUCCAAGUUGUGGAACUCAAAUGCAUGCCCACAUCACAAAAAUUGGUUUGAAUUCAGAUGUUUCUGUUGACAGCUCGCUAGUGAGAAUGUACUCAAAAUGUGGAAGCAUUGAAGAUUGCCGGAAAUCUUUUGAUCAAAUUGAGAACCCUGACUUAAUUUGCUGGACAGCUAUGAUUGCAAGCUAUGCUCAGCAUGGGAAAGGUGCAGAUGCUUUAAGAGGCUACGAGCUUUUGAGGGAAAAAGGAAUCAAACCUGAUUCCGUGACUUUUGUUGCAGUUUUAUCUGCCUGUAGCCAUAAUGGAUUGGUUGAAGAAGCCUAUUUCUACUUCAAUUCAAUGGCUAGUGAUUACGGAAUUAAGCCUGGUUAUCACCACUAUGCCUGUAUGGUUGAUGUUCUUGGCCGUUCAGGGAGACUGAAAGAGGCUGAGAGGUUCAUUAUCAAUAUGCCUAUUGAACCUAAUGGUAUAAUAUGGGGAACACUGCUUGCUGCUUGCGUGAUACAUAGAGAUGUAGAGCUUGGAAAGCUAACAGCUAAAAGGAUUAUGGACUUGGAGCCAUGUGAUGCCAGCACAUAUGUUUCCAUUUCAAACAUGUGUGCAGAUUUGGGCCUGUGGGAAGAAGUCGCGCAAGUAAGAAACCAGAUGAGAAGAAAUUUUAUGAAGAAAGAACCUGGUUGGAGCUUAAUGUGA